This is a messenger RNA of Mucor velutinosus, 1764 nucleotides long. RefSeq lists its product as uncharacterized. Gene Ontology annotation, molecular function: transmembrane transporter activity. The record is from RefSeq and is a predicted model, not a curated record. The coding region runs from base 1 to 1764 and encodes 587 amino acids. Gene Ontology annotation, biological process: transmembrane transport. The transcript has 5 exons. Lineage: Eukaryota; Fungi; Mucoromycota; Mucoromycetes; Mucorales; Mucoraceae. Gene Ontology annotation, cellular component: plasma membrane.
AUGGCUUCAGUGAAUACUACUGACGAGAAACACACCACAAACAACUCGGUGACAUUAACCGAGCAGAUCAAGGUGCACAAAUCAAACGAAGAUUUAUACCAAGGCAGAACAUCGUCCACUGAUGAUUCGCAAGAAAAUGCAGAUACCUUAGACAUAAAUAACCAAGUCGAAGCAGCUGGCAAGGGAUCUAAUUUCAAAUCAAAGCGAGAACUAUUUGAAUUUACUCUUGUCAUGACUGGUAUCAUCUUUGCCAUGUUUAUGAUGUCGCUGAAUUCUACUGUGGUGGCACCUGCAAUGAGUAUCAUUGCUACUGAGCUCAAUGCUAUUGAGCAGCAAACUUGGAUUGCUACUGCUUAUCUUGUAGCUGUAAACUCAUUCCAGCCUUUAGCCGGCAAGUUCUCAGACAUUUUCGGAAGAAAAGCUGUGUUCAUGUUUGGCAUCGUCUUUUUCUUUCUUGGUUCCCUGAUCAAUGCUCUUUCCAAAGACAUUAGAAUGCUGAUUGCUGGCCGAACUAUCCAAGGCUUUGGUGGUGGCGGUGUCAUGUCAAUGACAUUCAUCCUUGUCACUGAUGUUGCCCCUGUGCCUUUGCGUCCUCGCUUCCAAUCUAUGCUUGCUGUUGUCUACGGCAUAGCUAGUGUUGUAGGCCCUCUCUUGGGGGGUGCCUUUGUGGAUCAUGCUUCCUGGCAUUGGGAUUUCUGGCUAAACGUCAUUCUUGCUGCUGUUGCAUUUAUCAUCAUGUUCUUCUUUUUGAAGGAGCCUACAAAGACUGGCGAAGAAUCAUUUAUGCACAAAUUGAAGCGUAUUGACUGGCUAGGCACUCUUUUCUCGAUCGGCUUCAUUGUGUGCUUGCUGUUAGCCCUGAAUUGGGGUAGUCCUUACGGAUGGGGAAGUGCUCAUUCUAUUGGACCUUUCGUUGCUGCUGGUGUGUCUUUCAUUGGGCUGGUCAUUUCUGAAGGAUGGAUUUCCAAGGAGCCUCUUUUACCUGGUAGAGUCUUAUUGAAUCCUCCCGUUACGCUUGUGUAUGGUUAUAUGAUGUGUUUGGGUCUCACUUUUAUUGGUACCUUAUACUUUGGCCCUGUCUAUUAUCAAGCUGUGUUUGGUGUCAACAGUACUGAUUCUGGCCUUCGUCUCAUUCCUUUCAUGGUCUGUCUCAUCGGCGGUUCGGUUGGCUGUGGUAUUUUGCUCAGAAGAUAUCCAAACACAAAGUAUUACCUCGUCAUUGGUUCUGCUUGCAACCUGUUGGGUUAUGGUCUUUUCUACACUGUCAACGAGAAUAGCACUUGGGGCCAACAAGCUGGUUACCUUGCCUUCUGCGGUUUCGCUUUCGGUUUGUCUCAACAAAAUGCCAUCUUGACUGUUCAAUCCUGUGUCGAAUUGAGAGACAUUGCUGUUGCUACUAGCUCAAACAACUUUUUUAUGAUGAUUGCUUCUUCGAUUGGCAUUGCUAUUUACCAAGUGCUCUAUCAAGUCUUUCUCAAGAAAGAGUUUGCCAAGCUACCCAUGGACGUGUUAGCUGCAGCUAAUAAGGCCGGUGCUCUUCGUAAUUAUCUACUGAUCCGUACUACAAACUUGCCUUUGGAAGUUCAAACACUGGUCAUCAAAGCAUACUCCAACGCCCUCCAUACCGUCUUCAUCUUGCCUAUCGCUGCUGCUGCUAUGGGUUUCAUCCUUACUCUCUUCUUUAAAAACGUUCGUUAUGGUGCUCCUGCUGAUGCCAAGAACGAUGUUGAGGUUGCCUCCAUUCACACUACUGAGAAGGCUUGA